CAAGACGCACAUAAACGCUGGAAAACGGAACGCAUCCGCACUGGGGAUUUGGAUCUGUGGUUGGUUUGUAGUUUCCGUCCACAGGAGCAGAACAGCAGCACUGUACAAACAGAAACAACGAGGUACUUGGUUCCUACAGCUUGCAGACUUGACCGACGCGCAGCCCAACACAGCGCAGCUCACCAUGGCUCUGGAUGGAUGUGGCGCCUUCUGCAAAUGUAUCCUCAUCUUUUUCAACGUCAUCUUCGCGCUGGUGGGGUUUGCCUGUCUGGGCCUGGGCCUGUGGCUGAGGUUCAGCGACAACACCAGAGUCAUCUUUACAAUACAUGACUUCGACUCAAGCACAUUUGUUGUGGGUGUGACACUUCUGAUCGUACUCGGGUGUGUGAUGCUGUUUGUGGUGAUGGUUGGAGGUUAUGUCGCCUGCAGUGAGGAAAGAUGUGCUCUGAUAGUGGUAAGACUUUUUUUACUUUGUCUUGAAGUGGGGUUCCACCUGAGCAUUUCCUGUUGUGUUCUCUGUGUUGAACAGCCGUCAAAUCCUUCAGUGAACAAAGCUGAAGAGCCGAUAAAAGAAACAGAUGAUGAUCAGUUUUGUUCUUCACGUUAGCAAAAUAAUACAAAC
Molecule: messenger RNA, 622 nt
Organism: Monopterus albus (swamp eel)
Lineage: Eukaryota; Metazoa; Chordata; Actinopteri; Synbranchiformes; Synbranchidae
Product: CD81 antigen-like
Exons: 4
Coding region: 185-607 (140 amino acids)
Cellular component (GO): membrane
Source: RefSeq, a predicted model, not a curated record